This is a messenger RNA of Suncus etruscus (white-toothed pygmy shrew), 2023 nucleotides long. It is a transcript of the gene TRIM25, whose product is annotated as tripartite motif containing 25. The record is from RefSeq and is a predicted model, not a curated record. Lineage: Eukaryota; Metazoa; Chordata; Mammalia; Eulipotyphla; Soricidae. Gene Ontology annotation, molecular function: protein binding.
CUCGUUUGACAGCGCGUGGCGUCCCGUCCCCCCCGCUAUCCCCUGCCAGCGCACCAUGGCGGAGCUGUGUCCCCUGGCCGACGAGCUGUCGUGCUCCAUCUGCCUGGAGCUGUUCAACCUGCCGGUGACCACGCCGUGCGGCCACAACUUCUGCGGGUCGUGCCUGGACGAGACCUGGGCGGUGCAGGGCGCCCCGUACAGCUGCCCGCAAUGCCGCGCCGUCUACCGCGCCCGGCCGCAGCUGCAGAAGAACACGGUGCUGUGCGCCAUCGUGGAGCAGUUCACGCAGGCCGAGGUGGCCCAGGAGGCGCUGCCCGAAGGCUGGACGCCCCCCCUCCCGCCGCCCGCGCCCCCCGUGGCCCCCGUGACCUGCGACCUGUGCCUAAAGGAGGCGGCCGUCAAGACCUGUCUGGUGUGCAUGGCCUCCUUCUGCCAGGAGCACCUGAAGCCGCACCUCAACAGCCCCGCUUUCCGCGACCACCCGCUGCAGCCUCCGGUCAGCAAUCUGAUGCUCCGAAAAUGCCCGCAGCACAACCGUCUGCGGGAGCUCUUCUGCCCCGAGCAUAACCAGUGCAUCUGUCACGUCUGCCUGGUGGAGCACAAGACCUGCUCGCCCUUGGCCCUGGCCCAGGCCAGCGCCCAACUGGAGGCCAAGCUGAAAAAUAAACUGAGCAUCAUAUAUGGCCAGAUCAAUGGUGCAGAGGUGGCGCUGGAGGAUGUGCGAAGCAAGCAGCAGAUGGUACAGGAAGCUGCACAGAAGAAGCUGGAGCAGGUUAAAAAAGACUUUGUGGAUAUGAAGCUUCUCCUCGAAGCCUCGGAAGCCGGCUCAACGCGAAAGAUCGUGGAAGAGGUGAAGAGGGUCAGCAACAAGUUUGACAGUAUCUACCAGAUCCUUCUCAAGAAGCAGAAAGAAAUGAGAACCACGAAGGAGGAGAUUGAACUUGCUCUGGCCAAGGGUGAUGAGUUGGAGUUUCUAGAGAAAGCGGGAAAGCUGCAAACAGUGAACACCAAGUCCGUCUACGUGCCUAAGGUGGAAUUGAACCAGGAGCUGAUGAAGGAGGUUUGCCAGAGCUCCUCAGAACUCAAAAACGAACUGAAGUGUUGCCUCAAGAAUUUCCAAGACAAGAAGAAGCCAGAGGAGUCCACCAGCUCAGCUGCUGCUGCUGCUGCCUCCCCCAGCAAGGCCCCCACUUUUGGAGCCCCAGGACAAUCAUUGGAUCCAAAGCAAGCUCACCCAGAUGCUGCAGCUCAAACUUUGCCCACACAGCCGAACUUGAAUGUUCUCAAGAUGAAGGUGCUGGAGGCCUUCUUGGCCAAGAGAAGAGCUGAACUCAUGGAAUAUGCUACUAAGGUCAUUCUGGACUAUAACACUGUACACAUCAAGGUGGUACUGUCAGAGAACUACACUGUCGCAACUGCAGUGGACUUACCGCAGAAAUACCAUCCACACCCCCAGCGGUUCCUGUACGAGUGUCCUCAGGUGCUGGGCCUGCACUGCUACAAAAAGGGAGUCCACUACUGGGAAGUAGAACUGCACAAUAACAGCUUCUGUGGGGUGGGCAUCUGCUACGGUCGCAUGGACCGCCAGGGUACACAGAGCCGUCUGGGCCGCAACAACGUCUCCUGGUGCGUGGAGUGGUUCAACUCGGAGAUCUCCAGCUGGCACAACAAUGUGAAGAAAACCCUGCCCCCUACCAAGGCCAAGCGGGUGGGCGUACUUCUCAACUGCGACUACGGUUUUGUCAUCUUCUUCGCGGUGACGGAGAAGCUCCAUCUGCUGUAUAAGUACCGGGUAGACUUUGAGGAGGCUCUGUACCCGGCCUUCUGGGUCUUCUCUGCUGGCACUUCUCUCUCUAUCUGCUCCAAUUAGAAUUGAGACUAUGACCUUCCUGAAUCCCCUGACUCUUGCAGGGACAGUGCUAUAUGGGCAAAUCUCUCAGAGGUUCCCCAAGAGGCCUGAAAGGUUAAAUGGGGCUAGAGGGCGCUGAUGGAAGGUGAGGGGGUUGGGGUGACGGGAUUGACA